AUGGCUGAACUCGGGAAAAACAUUAGCGUUCUGCUAGAAAAUGCAACCAAGAACCUGUCAUCAACGGUCAACGAGGCCAUCCAGAACAAAAACGUGAAGCUGCCCUCGGGAUUGAACGCGUUUCUCUCCAAUGGCCACGCCCAAAAUCAAGAGCUCACGCCCUCGCAAGUAGUCGAAGGGCUCAAUUCUUCGUCAGACAAGGAAAUCCAAACGUCUCUCAAGUACCUGGUGCGAUUGAUGACCACAAAACAGAACUCAGAUCCUGAACUGCUGCAAUACUUCCCCCACGUCAUAAAAAAUAUCACCUCCAACAAUCUUAGGACCAAACGCUUGGUUUAUGUCAUCCUGUUGCGAUAUAACCAUAUGCAGCAGGAUAUCGCUCUACUGUCAAUCAAUGCUAUCCAAAAAUCGCUCACAGACAAAAAUUGCAUCAACAGAGCUCUCGCGAUCAGGACACUGAGCGGUAUCCGUAUCCCGGCAAUCCUGCCCAUCUUGAUCUUGUCGAUCAAAAGAACGAUUUCGGAUUCGUCGCCUCUUGUGCGCUCGGCGACUGCCGUGGCUAUUACAAAAUGCUUUCUACUAGACUCCAGCUUCAACAAACACCGCGAUCUGGCGUCUGCUCUCAAAGACGAUUCUAGCAUUCCAGCACAAUUGUACAAUUUUCUGGCUAUUCUUUUGAGCGACACGGAUUCAAGAGUUUUAAGCUCUGCGCUCAAUUGUUUCUACACCAUCUUCCCAGGCUAUAUCGAUCUAAUUCAUCCUAGAUUCAGUCAUUUAGUGUCCAAGCUGAUAGAGCUCGAAGAUUAUUCAAAAGUGAUUCUGAUUGAUCUUGCAACGGAUUACGCCCGUUUGUACCUUCCCAAACCGGCGGAGGAUAGUAUGGCCGCAGAACUGACUCUUCUGGACUCCAAACUGCGCUCUCUCAUUUAUUCUCCCUCUGCAAACGUCGUGCUUAGCCUGGUGCGUUUCUACAUCAAUGUGCUGCCGUUCAAGCUGGACGAAAUACCACUAGCAAAAAUGCUUGCCAAGUUUCUGGGUGACAACGAGGUUACCGUAUACGUGCUCAACGAGAUCGUUUAUUUGCUUGACCGCAAGCUGGUGAGUUUUUCAGACUCGCAGCUAUCCUACUAUGUGCCUCUUCCAACCGAACUCUUCAAGAUUAGCGAACUAAAAGUGCGCAUUUUGGUUAAGCUUCUGAAUGCACAAAUUUUCGAUCAAAUUUUCGCAGAGCUGGUUUUCCUGCUGAACACGGCCUCCACACAGCUCAAGUUAGCAGUCGUAAGGCUGCUCAACCAGUACCAUGGCACUCCAGAACAAAAAGCUAAGAUCGGCCAGCUAUAUCUCUCAAGGCUCGACUCCGAGACUGAAGAGCUUUUGGUGGCAGAGUAUGUCACGGGACUGCGGAUCAUGGUGCAAAAUGACCUGUUUGGGAACAUCGACGUGCUACUUAAGCUCACGGGAAAACUGGUCAAUGAGAGUGAGCUCUCGCCAGUUGCCAGAGCUUCGAUCAUAUGGCUUGUCGGGGAAUUUUCGAACCACCAAUACCACGACGACAAAUCAUUAGCAUUAGGCAACUUCUUGCCCGACCUGAUGCGAAUUCUUGUGCGGGACUUUAAAGAACAGGAGUACAUGGUAAAAGUGGAGAUUUUAACUGCCCUGACGAAAAUGGUGUCGAAAGAAUUGUAUGCUAGCAAGCAGCAAGGAGAAGAGUACAACUACGAAAGCAUGCUAUGGAAACUAUUCAACCUCGUAUUGCAGUUCACCAAGUACGACUCCAGCGUCGAUCUACGCGAUAGGUCCAGGAUGAUUGGAUCGAUUCUUCCCAAUGUGGUCUAUCUCGACGAAGACCUCACGGCUACCACUGCCAUAGAAUUCCAGCAAUACUACGGACAGAAAGCCCAUGUCCUGGAGAGAUGUGCCGACAAAUUGCAUGAGGUGGAGCUUUCAAUCUUGCUAUUCCAGACAUCAAAACCUGCUCCUGUUUCCACUGACUCCUCGGCAAACAACAACAAUAUAAACAAGUACAACCAAGUUACGCCGCAAGAGCUGAACCCUGAGCUCCUUGAAUACUAUAGCGAGUUGCGCGCACAGGAAUUCCAACUGAAGGACUACAGCCAGCACAAAUCAAUGUCGCACGCUGCAAGGCCGCCACCAGUGGUUAGCUCUGCCACCACGAUAAACAUUGAGCCAAGACAGAGUGCAAGAAAGUACAAGUUGCAAACACUGGACGAUUUCCUGAAGGAGAAAGGUAAGAUGAACGUGUUUGGAGGCAGCGAAGACGAAUCAGGACAGGAAGAUGAGGAAGACGAGGAAGGCGAGGCCGACGAAUUGGCCAACGACGACGACGAUGCGCACGACUCCGAAUCUGAAAAAUCGAGCUGA
This is a messenger RNA of Ogataea angusta, 2382 nucleotides long. RefSeq lists its product as uncharacterized. Gene Ontology annotation, cellular component: membrane coat. The record is from RefSeq and is a predicted model, not a curated record. Bases 1 to 2382 code for a protein of 793 amino acids. Gene Ontology annotation, biological process: vesicle-mediated transport; intracellular protein transport. Lineage: Eukaryota; Fungi; Ascomycota; Pichiomycetes; Pichiales; Pichiaceae. The transcript has a single exon.